GGACAAGGGGCCUAAGAACGGGAGACAUGAUGUAAUCUUGCGUUUGCGCAUUCGUUACAAGACAUCCCACUGCUCUCCUGGACCGGCCACCCAAAGCUCCAAGCUCACCGACGAGCUCGCGCGUUGUUUAGUACGCAUUUACCUAGCUCCAGGCGCGACUCCAGCGAGCGCGACGGUCAAUUUGUUCAUUCUCGAGACGCCGCCUCUAACGGCCACAUUGGACUCACAUUCCUUGUCCCAGUGGCAGGUGAAACAUCUGGGUGUGCCUCCGUACCAGGACCUUGAUCAGAGCAUCCAUAGGAGCGGGAAUUGCACCUUUGGAGCCUCCGAGAGCCGGAUACACAGGGCGCAGCAAAGAUGGAUCCCAUUGCGGUGAACUCGUCAAACACGCUGGUGGGCGGGGGAAAAGUGGCCGGAGACGAUAUCCCCAAGGAUGGCACCGGAGUCUUGAAGCUUGACCCUUGGCUCUCGCCUUUCCAGGACUCGCUGAAGCGACGCUACGCCAAGGCUCAGGAAUGGAUCAAGCGGCUUAACGAGACCGAAGGCGGCCUGGACAAGUUCAGCAAGGGGACGGAUAUCUUCGGCCUGCGAGUGAAAGGCGACGGUACCAUUGUGUACAGGGAAUGGGCGCCUAAUGCUGUCCGAGCUUCUCUGAUCGGCGACUUCAACAAGUGGGAUAGGAAAGCCCAUCCUAUGAAGAAGAAUGAGUUCGGUGUCUUCGAGAUUACAAUCCCGCCCGCCGCUGACGGCAAGCCCGCGAUACCGCACAACUCCAAAAUCAAGAUAUCCCUCGAGCUCCCAACGGCAGAAUGGGUCGACAGGCUGCCCGCUUGGAUCAAGUACGCCACGCAGGACCUCUCCAUCUCGCCUGCGUACGAUGCCCGCUUCUGGAACCCCCCCGCGGAAUCCAGGUACUCCUUCAAGCACGAGCGGCCCAAGAAGCCCGCCAGCCUGCGCAUCUACGAGGCCCACGUCGGCAUCUCGUCGCCCGAGCUGCGUGUCACCACCUACAAGGAGUUCACCAAGAACAUGCUUCCACGCAUUAAGAACCUGGGUUACAACGCCAUCCAGCUCAUGGCCAUCAUGGAACACGCCUACUACGCCAGCUUCGGCUACCAGGUCAACAACUUCUUCGCCGCCAGCAGCCGGUACGGCGAGCCCGAGGACCUGAAGGAGCUAGUCGAUGUGGCGCACAGCCUGGGCUUGGUGGUGCUACUCGACGUCGUGCACAGCCAUGCGUCCAAGAACGUGCUGGACGGGCUGAACCAGUUCGAUGGCACAGACCAUCAGUACUUCCACGAGGGCGGCCGGGGCCGGCACGAGCUCUGGGACAGCAGGCUCUUCAACUAUGGCCACCACGAGGUCCUGCGCUUCCUGCUCAGCAACCUGCGCUUCUGGAUGGACGAGUACCGCUUUGACGGCUUCCGGUUCGACGGCGUGACUAGCAUGCUCUAUCUGCAUCACGGCAUCGGAACCGGCUUCUCUGGCAGCUACCACGAGUACUUCGGGCCCAGCGUUGACGAAGAUGCCGUCGUCUAUCUCAUGCUGGCCAACGAGAUGCUCCAUACGCUGUAUCCGGAGGUCAUCACCGUUGCCGAGGACGUGUCGGGCAUGCCAGCACUAUGCCUGCCGCUCUCUCUGGGAGGCGUUGGGUUUGACUAUAGGCUUGCCAUGGCCAUCCCGGACAUGUGGAUCAAGAUCCUCAAGGAGAAGAAGGAUGAGGACUGGGACAUUGGCAACAUUUGCUGGACUCUGACAAACCGCCGCCACGGGGAGAAGACGAUUGCCUAUGCCGAGAGCCACGACCAGGCCCUGGUUGGAGACAAGACGCUCAUGAUGCACCUCUGCGACGCCGAGCUGUACACCAACAUGUCGGUCCUCGGGCCGCUCACUCCGGUUAUCGACCGGGGCAUGGCGCUGCACAAGAUGAUCCGGCUGCUGACGCACGGCCUGGCCGGCGAAGGCUGGCUCAACUUCGAGGGCAACGAGUUCGGGCACCCAGAGUGGCUCGACUUCCCGCGCGAGGGCAACCAGAACUCGUUCUGGUACGCGCGGCGGCAGCUGAACCUGACCGAGGACCACCUGCUGCGGUACCAGUUCCUCAACAACUUCGACCGCUCCAUGAACCUCUGCGAGGACAAGUACGGCUGGCUGCACGCGCCGCAGGCCUACAUCUCGCUCAAGCACGAGGCCGACAAGGUCAUCGUCUUCGAGCGCGCCGGCGUCGUAUUCGUCUUCAACUUCCACCCGACCCAGAGCUUCACCGACUACCGCAUCGGCAUCGAGGCCCCCGGCACCUACCGCAUCGUGCUCGACACGGAUGCCAAGGAGCACGGCGGCUUCUGCCGCCUCGACCAGAGCACCCGCUUCUUCACGCAGCCGCUCGAGUGGAACGGCAGGAAGAAUUGCACCCAUGUUUACAUUCCGUGCAGGACUGCUCUGGUUCUGGCGCCCGAGUCGACAAUAUCCCAGAAGUAAUACUCUCGGCUGGGAGAUGGCGCCCGGAGGUAGGAGGGCAUUGUAUUCAGUUGCGGGCACGGGCUAAAAGGCGGCGGGGAUAAGA
Molecule: messenger RNA, 2563 nt
Organism: Thermothielavioides terrestris NRRL 8126
Lineage: Eukaryota; Fungi; Ascomycota; Sordariomycetes; Sordariales; Chaetomiaceae
Product: glycoside hydrolase family 13 protein
Exons: 8
Coding region: 358-2478 (706 amino acids)
Biological process (GO): glycogen biosynthetic process
Cellular component (GO): cytoplasm
Molecular function (GO): hydrolase activity, hydrolyzing O-glycosyl compounds; cation binding; 1,4-alpha-glucan branching enzyme activity
Source: RefSeq, a predicted model, not a curated record